AUGGAGACAUUCAAGGCUCUCUUCAUGAAGCCAGACCCCCAAGCCCAGAUGCGCAAGUGCAACGCCGCCAUCCGCCAAAACAUGCGCAAGCUCGACCGCGACAUCGCCGCCAACAAGCAAAACGAGAUCAAGAUCAAGAACCUCAUCGUCCAGGCCGACAGGCGCGCCCAGCGGGACCCGUCGCGCGCCGCCCAAGCCCGCCGCGAAGCGCGCGACUUUGCGCGCGAGCUCGUCCGCCACCGCCGCGCGUCGGCCCGCCUCGUCACCUCCAAGGCCCAGCUCGGCUCGGUGCAGAUGCAGGUCAACGAGGCCUUUGCCGUCCGCCGCAUCGAGGGCUCGAUACGCGCGAGCGCCGGCAUCAUGCGCGACGUCAACUCCCUGGUGCGGCUGCCCGAGUAUGCCGCCGCCAUGCGCGACCUGAGCGUCGAGCUGGUCAAGGCGGGCGUCAUCGAGGACAUGGUCGAGGAUGUGCUCCCCCAGGACGACGACGGCCUGAUGGAGGAUGACGAGGCCGAGGUCGACAAGGUGCUCGGCGAGAUUCUCAAGGACAGGAAGGAGCCCAGUCUGCCGGCGGCGCCGGUGCCGGAGCCGCAGAAACCGGCGGCGCGCGAGGACGAGUACGAGGACGAGGAAGACGCCGAGGCCAUGAUGGAGACGAUGAGGAACCGGCUGGAUGCGCUGAGAAGCUAG
This is a messenger RNA of Ustilaginoidea virens, 690 nucleotides long. RefSeq lists its product as uncharacterized. NCBI's taxonomy places the organism in Eukaryota, Fungi, Ascomycota, Sordariomycetes, Hypocreales, Clavicipitaceae. The transcript is spliced from 2 exons. The record is from RefSeq and is a predicted model, not a curated record. Gene Ontology annotation, cellular component: ESCRT III complex; multivesicular body. Bases 1 to 690 code for a protein of 229 amino acids. Gene Ontology annotation, biological process: late endosome to vacuole transport; endosome transport via multivesicular body sorting pathway; protein transport.